Molecule: messenger RNA, 1179 nt
Organism: Mollisia scopiformis
Lineage: Eukaryota; Fungi; Ascomycota; Leotiomycetes; Helotiales; Mollisiaceae
Product: FAS1 domain-containing protein
Exons: 4
Coding region: 1-1179 (392 amino acids)
Source: RefSeq, a predicted model, not a curated record
AUGGAGGAACCUCAGUUCAUAUCCACGAGUCUCAGAAAUGAAAGCUAUGAGAACGUCACAAUUUAUCCGCCAGGUCAACGUGUGGAAAUCAACACAGGGUUUUAUGGGCCUCAGAUCUUAUCAAACAAUAAGGCCAUUUCGAAGAUCGAGCGAAAAGACACCCUUUGCCUCGGCGGUAUCAUCCAGGUCGUCAACACCAUGCUGCAAGUACCCAUCAAUCUUGGAAUUCAACUAUUUGAACAAGCCAAUCUGAAUUAUUUUGUGGCCAUCCUCAACCAGAUAAAUCUUCUAGCUCUCAACAAUACGGAUCUCGCUGACUUCAUUUACGACCUCACAACAACCCCUAACCUCACUUUCUUCUGCCCCAAUUCCGCAACGUCCCUCGCCUCAUUCAACAACCUUUCACAGUCGUUAUCUGCAAAUGAACUUCUUGAUCUCUUCAAUUAUCACGUCGUUUAUGAUUUUGUGGGGUACAGCUCUGUACUCACUAACGGGUCAACCGCGAAGACUGCCCAGGGUAAGGACAUUAUAUUCACCAGAGAUGCCGAGGACAACAUCUACGUGAACCAAGUACCAAUAACUACUGUGGAUUAUCUGGCUGCAAAUGGGGUCUUUCAUGUCGUUGAUGGUAUUCUUGAUCCAAAUAACGUUACCAUACCUCCGCAGAUUCCAAGAGCAGCGGCUUCGACUUCCUCUCCAGCAUCUCCCCACAACGGCCUCUCGACCAAUGGCAUAGUCGCAAUCAGUGUCGUCGUCCCUGUAGCUGCUCUCGCAGUACUUGCAUAUAUCCUGUUUUGGUUCGUCAGGAAAAAGAGAAAAGAAAAGAAGAUGACAGCCGACUCGCAAGGGCCAGAUCCUUCUAUUUCUGGAAAGACUGCAGGAGAAUUGUCUAGCGAUUCUGCAUUGAGAGAAUUGGAUGGCGAUGAUGCCAAGAAGGAACUCGGUGCGGUACGCCCAAUGAGUGAACUGGACGCAGCGGCAAAGCCUGUUGAAUUCCCCUCGCCGCCUCCAGCUAUUGAAUUGGACGCCACGCCAAAGAGAGAACAUGAUCAUUUACUGGGGGAGGAAGGACAUGGUACACCAUUAACGGCAGUUGUUGUUUCGCCCAUGACGGAUGUCGAUGUUCCGAUUAGAGAAGGAGAGACUACAGCUAUGAAUGGCGAUGCAACGUCACAGUGA